Messenger RNA from Bipolaris zeicola 26-R-13, 1344 nucleotides. RefSeq lists its product as uncharacterized. Lineage: Eukaryota; Fungi; Ascomycota; Dothideomycetes; Pleosporales; Pleosporaceae. The transcript has a single exon. Bases 1 to 1344 code for a protein of 447 amino acids. The record is from RefSeq and is a predicted model, not a curated record.
AUGGCAUAUCAUAUGCUCACACUUGCUACGAUUUCACAUGGCACCAAUGACAUGAACGGUCCCGUAUGGACACCCGGAUCCCCGUGCCCAACAUCGAUCACCGCACAGAUCGGCACUUCAGGUGGUGACUGGUGCGCGGACGAACCCGAUGGGCCUUAUUGUCGCUUUCCAAACACCACAAUUAUUCACACUGCUUUACUACAUUGCCCCGCUGUGGAAGAACUAGACAUCUACUUCGAAGUAGGAGGAUGCACAGGCCCGGAAGUCGAUCGCUGGAACCUACCUGUCGAACUUUUGGGGGAAGGGCAGAAGUACCCGCCACUCAAGCGAUUGAUAUUGGACGGGUACUCCUUCGGGGGUAUUUGGGAGAGAAAAGAAGAAGAAGAACAGGGUACGGAUCUAAAGCUUUAUGAAGACGAAUGGGAUGACUACGAAGCACGUUGGUCCCCAAAUGCGUACAUCGACGAAAAAAACGCAUGGGUCGAAGAGAAACAAGCACGCGAUGGGGAAAGUAAGACGAAUCUCGACAUGUGGAUCGAAGCUAUGGAUUGGAGUCAGCUGAAGGAAUUAAGUAUCAACACGAGGCGAAGCGAGAUGGCGGAGGUCGCCUCCAAGCUACCACAGCAGCUUAUAUCACUAGAAAGCUUACACUUGAACUCUCCCGCAUUCAUACAGGGUUUGAAAGAGCACACUGUCAAGAAUCUCAAGUGGGUUGGUCAGACAAAGAAAGGGCAACUCGAACAUAUCCUUCAACUCCAGGGAAAGAGUUUGCAGAGUGCGGAGUACAGAUGCGGCGAGGCCGUGUGCUCAGACUGGCCACAGCACGUGAAUCUAUCCGCGAUUGGAGAGCUUGCACCGCAGCUGCAGCACAUCAGCCUCAACAUGCCGCGCGUCAACGGUACAUGGCCUUUGAAAGAACUCGAAAGCUUGGCCAGUAUACCAUCACUCACAUCUAUGGAAUUGUAUUUCCGAUUACAGUCUGAUUGCGAACUAUACGGGCAGUAUCUCGGUCGCUGUCACAGAUGUGGCAAGGCGUAUCGAGAAUGGAAGCACGAGAAUUGGGAGACGGGACAUUGCCUGGGCGAGCAGAGAUACGCAUCGCCCCUGUUGAAUUCUACCACUGCGCAGGAAAUGUUUACAUACCUACGGCUUAACAAAGUUGGUGCUGAGCUUAGAGAGAUAACAUUCAAGGCUGGUGAUUGGGCGGGACCGUACGAUGGGCCAUUACGUUUAGAUAUGUUUCUCGAUGGCAAGUGGGUGAAAGUGACCUGCAAAGCAGAUUCUGGGGGGGAUUUGUGCGAUUACGAAGACCAGUACACCCAGGGAACGGAAGACCUAUGGUAA